CUCGAUGGACCCCAUUCAAGUCAAUGGGAUCCUUUGGGACCAAAUGGGAUCUUUCGGGACCCUAUAGUGUCAUUUGUGCUCCAACCUGUUCUGGGUCCGUUUGGCGCCAAAAUAAAAAAAGCUGAGCUGUCUCAUAAUGGCCAUGUGAACUUAGCCUUAGGCUCCCCUGCUAUUACCCAGCCAUUAGAAAAUAUCCAGAAUAUUUCAAAUGUUUUCAUGUCUAGUUCCACACAAUCCCUGUUUGGUGCAGUCUAGGUUGUUGCUAUGUCAAAACGUAAUCUUCCCUCUAACCCCCUCUCUUCUCCGGUGGUCAAGUGGCUGUCAUUGGAGGACCCGCUUCCAAAACAAGUGCUUGUUUACCUAGGGGGUGCUGUGUAACCAGAUGGAACUUGUUUGGCCAAUUUAUUGUGUGAACUGCUAGCCCUGAGCCUUAAAGUCAAUAGAAAGGGAAAGGAAAUACAGCCUCAUUCCAUCGGCGCUGAUACGAUGUCAUUACUCAGGCCUGUACUCAAACAAACAGACAAACAUCUCCUGGACAUCAGAGCUGGCUGUUCCAUGGCCUGAGAGAUCCCACAGUGCAAAGUCCUUUCAGCAGCACUGUGAGCUGUUAAAACGUUUGCAUGCCUUCAUACAGUCGAUAAUACAGGCCCCUGACAGUCAUGUAUCUCCAGGACUGCAGAAACCAAAAAAGGCUCUCAAGAAAGAAGGCAGCGCCGCUCACUAUCAGUCAGAUGGUACUUUGUCUGUCUCUUGUGUUUACGCUGUACGUGGGAGUCGCCAGCGCUCGUUGCCCGAGGAUUCGCUCUAGGGAGAUGCUCUGUGGCUCAGAACUAGUGGACAUGCUGCAAUUCAUCUGUGGUACCAGAGGCUUCCAUGUCAGUAAACCUGGUUCGGUCCGCAACAGAUCUCGACCUGGGAUAGUGGAGGAAUGUUGUUUCUGCGGGUGUACUUUUGCAAUACUAGAAUCCUACUGUGCAGCUCCUAUUUCUAAUACUACUAAUAGAGAAGAACAAAAAUCUUAGAAACCUAUUGGUUUUUCUUGAAGUUGAUUCCAGAAUGAUCACGGAAAUCUGGCCUAAAAGGGACUUUGUGCUGCCAUGGAUUAGUGCAAUAAAUGGGGAAGAAAAUCUCAAAAAUUAAAGGGAAAACUGAAUUUUCCUGAAUUCACCUGAGCCCGCGUGACCCCCCGUGUGAUGAAGUGUGUUGGCCAGGCUGUCGACAUCUAGCAGUGAAUAAAAUGAAUGUCGGUAUGGACAUGUGAUGUGAAGGCUGUGCCCCAGUUAUGGGAUCCGCUUGAAAGACGUUAAUCUUCAUUCUUAGUUUAAUAUAUGGAAACUCUAUUCCACUGAUAUGUUGGAAGCCACAUAUGUUUUUCCACCCCUUUUUUUAACCUCUGCCCUUGUAUUUGUCUAUUCCAAGAUACUUUUUACUACUCUUAUUAAAUUUAGUUUUUCCAUACAUUAAAUGUUGGCUUUAUUUUUCUUUGCUAUUGAAGUGGAAAUUAAUAACUUGACUUGACCUAAAGGACUUGGAUCACCAGAGAUUUCGUUGGCAUGUUGUUUGGCUAUACCAACAAAGUUAACCAGUUGGUGUCUAACUGAUUUGACCCCUGGCUGACCUUAAUGAUCAGCACCCUUGACAAAAGUGCAGAUGCAACAGGAGAUUAACCUGUACAGCGCUUACCUCUCACUAUUGAGCAUUAGUUUUGUUCUAGUGGUUGAUGGGGUCACUGGGACAAAAGCCCUAUGGAUUUAAUACUUCUAGUGUAUCCCAAUUAAAUGUUAGAAAUGGCAGCAUAUCAUGGCAAUAUGCUCCUAAUAUCUGUAGUUAGCCAACCCAGUAAU
This is a messenger RNA of Hyla sarda, 1844 nucleotides long. Its product is annotated as insulin-like growth factor III. The record is from RefSeq and is a predicted model, not a curated record. Gene Ontology annotation, cellular component: extracellular region. The transcript has 5 exons. Gene Ontology annotation, molecular function: hormone activity. Lineage: Eukaryota; Metazoa; Chordata; Amphibia; Anura; Hylidae. The coding region runs from base 660 to 1022 and encodes 120 amino acids.